AUGACCAGUAGCUUUCGGAAAGCCUGGAACCUCCUUCCUGUUGACCUCCUGCACAAACAUAGAGGCACUGGAACUGGCACCUUGUUUUAUUACGUAUCGGCAGCUCAAUAUUUCUGGCUGGUGAAACAACCACAUUUAAUACUCUUCUUUUUGGUCGUUAUAAUAUCAUUUAUUCUCUAUGUUAAAUUUGCUCCUGACAAACCUGAAGGAACAAUUGAUCCGCCAGGACCGAAAGGAUAUCCUAUAAUAGGAAACUUACUGGAAUUGGACCCCAAGACGCCGCAUUUGUCAUUGGCGGCGAUGGCGAAAAAAUAUGGACCAAUAUUUUCUUUGAAAUUAGGCUCCGUGUACACAGUGGUUUUCAGUAGUGAAAAAUUAAUAAGGCAAAUCUUAGGACAGCAAGUUAUCACUGGAAGGGCUCCUCUAUAUGUUACACAUGGAAUUAUGGAAGGAAAAGGUAUAAUAUGUUCACAAGGUGAACUAUGGUACGAGCACAGACGUUUUCUUUUAUCAUGGCUUAAAGCUACUGGCAGAAUGUUUUUUGGACCUGAAAAAAACAAUUUGGAGACCCAUACAAAAAUGUAUGGCCCAUUAUAUAAAUGUCUCCAGUGCAAUCAUUAUGCCUUAGGUGACAUCAUGAAUCAACUGGUUUUUGGAGUAAGUUGGCCGGAAGAUCAUCCUACCUGGAAAUAUCUGGUGCACUUGCAGGAGGAAGGGAUUAAACACAUGGGAGUCUGCGGUCCUGUUAAUUUUAUACCCAUUUUGAGAUUUUUACCAUCCAAUUUCAAGACCUUGCGUUUUCUCCUAGAUGGCAAAAGGAAAACUCACCAAAUCUACGACACAAUUAUUAAUAAUCACAGACUCAAAAUGGAUGUCAGGUCUCGUCAACCUUGCGACCUUAAAACCGCAGAUUUCAAAGUUAUCCAUGAUCCAGCUUUCGAAAAAAUUGUAGAAAAAUUAAAAAACAAGGAACUGCUCAAUGCUUCUGAUAAUGAAUACUUGAGCGCUGAUUGUGUUUUGGAUUAUUAUCUGUACGAAGAAGUUCGGAGACAAGAUGAGGAGUUUUCCGAUGAGAGUCAAUUAAGACACGCCCUGGCUGAUAUGUGGGGAGCUGGUGUAGAUACCACGGCGGCAACUUUAAGAUGGCUUCUGGUAUUUCUGGCAGUUCAUCAAGAUUGCCAAGAAAAGGCAAGAAAGGAUCUACCAAAAGACAGACCAAUUUGUGCCAAAGAUAGAACACAGGCUACUUAUCUUCAAGCUUGCAUUCUGGAAACACAGAGGAUGAGGAGCGUUGUGCCACUAGGAAUUCCACACGGAGCAAUGGAGGAUACUUUAAUAUCAGACUAUUACAUUCCAAAAGGAACUAUGGUAAUUCCUUUCCAAUGGGCCCUACACAUGGAUCCUGAUCUAUGGCCGGAACCGGAAAAAUUUAAACCGGAACGAUAUUUAGAUGAAAAUAAUCAAAUUAAAUUACCUGGAAACUUGCUACCAUUCCAAGCUGGAAAACGUGUUUGUCUAGGAGAAGAACUAGCAAGGACUUUACUAUUCAUCGGUGCAGGAACAAUUCUUCAGCAAGUCAAUGUUUCGAUGCCUGAAAAUUAUUCAAAAAGUGAUGUCGAAAGUAUAUUGGAUGGAAUUUGUGGAUUGACAAUGGUUCCAGGUGACCAUAAAUUGCACAUAACCAAAGUUGUAACAAGGGAUCAAUAA
Molecule: messenger RNA, 1707 nt
Organism: Ctenocephalides felis (cat flea)
Lineage: Eukaryota; Metazoa; Arthropoda; Insecta; Siphonaptera; Pulicidae
Gene: phtm
Product: cytochrome P450 306a1
Exons: 9
Coding region: 1-1707 (568 amino acids)
Biological process (GO): xenobiotic metabolic process
Cellular component (GO): cytoplasm; intracellular membrane-bounded organelle
Molecular function (GO): heme binding; iron ion binding; oxidoreductase activity, acting on paired donors, with incorporation or reduction of molecular oxygen, reduced flavin or flavoprotein as one donor, and incorporation of one atom of oxygen
Source: RefSeq, a predicted model, not a curated record